Molecule: messenger RNA, 534 nt
Organism: Sarcophilus harrisii (Tasmanian devil)
Lineage: Eukaryota; Metazoa; Chordata; Mammalia; Dasyuromorphia; Dasyuridae
Gene: UMPS
Product: uridine monophosphate synthetase
Biological process (GO): pyrimidine nucleobase biosynthetic process; UMP biosynthetic process
Molecular function (GO): orotidine-5'-phosphate decarboxylase activity; orotate phosphoribosyltransferase activity
Source: RefSeq, a predicted model, not a curated record
AUGAGUGUUCAGGAGACCAAUAAGAAAGGGGUUUUGGUGGGCAUCUACUCAACCAAACAAAUCUUGACACUUGUUUGAAGGAAGGAAAUAAAAAAUUAUGACACUAAAUGUCUCAUAAAAAGAAUUAUUCCUACCAAAACCAAUGGUUUUAAUGUUUAGGAAAUUGUUGACGGCCUUUAAAGGAAAGGCUUGAAAGUCACGAAUGCCAUCAUAUUUCUGGUCAGAGAGCAGAGAGGCAUAUUGCUGGUCAGAGAGCAGAGAGGCAAAGCCAGUUUGCAAGAACAGGGAAUUUGCUUACAUUCUAUGUGUACCCUUUAAAAAAUUCUGGAGAUUGUUGAGCAGCAAAAAAAAAAGAUUAAUACUGAGAUUGUUGGGAAUAUAAAGAAGUUUAUUCAGUACAACAUUUUUGUAAUUGCUAAUCAAAAUAACCAUACGUGCAAAGAAACUCUCUAAGAACUUAGCAUUGGCAUUUGUGCCCAGCUUUCUGAUACCCACCCUAUUGCAUCAAAACUUCUCAGGCUUCUUUUUUUGUGA